AUGGAUCGUCACCAGAGGAGGAAGCUAACUUUCCUCUCCAUCGGACUGAUCUUCAUGCUGAGCGGCAUCGAGUACGCUGUCAUUCUACCCACAAUAUGGCGCUACCUUCAGAUUUUGGAGGCCCCUCCCUACUUCCUUGGACUUGGCCUGUCUGCUUUCAGCCUCAGCGCGCUGAUCACAGGCCCAAUAUUUGGGUGCUGGUCCGACCGCAGUAAAACUACCAAGCAUAUUGUCCUUUUCUCCAAUCUUUUUGAGAUCGCAGGAAACCUGAUGUACUUUAUCGGUUACUCAAAGUGGCUGCUGCUGUUCAGUCGUCUAGUAGCAGGUAUCGGUGCGGGGGCCGGGUCGUCCAUCUUUGGCUUCCUGACUCGCAGCACCCGUCCCCAGGAGCGGGCCGGCAUCUUCGCCGCCAUCAUGGCUGGGCGACAAGUCGGGCUGCUCAUCGGCCCGGCGUUCAACCUCUUCCUGCGGCUGUGUGAUUUCAAAGUGGGGCCAUUUGUGGUGAACAAGUACACCUCUCCUGGGCUCUUUAUGUGCCUGCUGUGGACUCUGCUGCAGUUUGUGGUCCUGGCCCUGCACUGGGACGUCCCACCGCUCAGCUCUGAAGAAGAGCUGACCGCGAUGGUGGAGCUGAAGCAGAGCGCCGAGGACGAGGCAGCGCUCCUCAUCCAGAGCGAGGAGAUCCUUAGCCAAACCUACAGCUCCGUCAACCAGCUGGAGUCCUCGUCUGAGUUGGAACAGGCUCCUGAACCCUCCGCCGCCCAGAACCCCUUCAAGAACUUCAGCGCCAGCAGAGAGUUCCUCAGAGAAGAGGUGGUGGUUCUCCUCACUGCUCAGUUCAUCACUCUCUUCAAUCAGACGGCACUGGAGACCAUGGUGACUCCCCUGACGCAGCGCUACUUCAACUUGGAAGAGCUGGGCAACAGCCUGAUGUACAGCUUGUGUGGAGUGGAGGUCAUCCUGGGCUUCUUCUUUGUGCGCUGGCUGAGCAGGAGAGUGUCGGACCGCGCCAUGCUGGCCGUGGGCCUGGUCAUCUGCUGCACCGCCUGUAUCUGGUGUCUCAUCUUCCUGUGUAACCUCCGAGGUGCGUACGCGUGGGAACUCACCGCCUUCAUCGUCGGCGUCUUCUUGCAGCUGCUCGGUCUUCCCUUCGUGGCCGUGUCUCAGGUGUCUCUCUUCUCCAAAGUCACAGCCGAGAAAACACAAGGAUUCAGCCAAGGAGUCCGGCGCUCGGUGGGGGGUCUGGCCACCAUCCUGGGCCCUUUAUGGGCUGGAGGGUUGACGGAUCAUUUAUACGUUAUGCUGGGGAUGAUGCUGGCGCUGCUUCUGAUGAUCACAGUUAUGACUGCACUUUCUUACGAGCGACUGACUGAGCCCAGAGUCGUGCAGAGUCCAGAGAGCUGUGACAGUGGAGGAUAGAGCUGCAGUCUCUCUGCAGAGCUGGAGAGGUGAGAGACAGGCGAGGGCCUGCCUUCACUUGGGAGAGGAUCAAUAUGCCUUUACUGCAGAGGAGGGCGCGGGGCGGUGGAGGAACAUACUGAUGCUGUAGCGCUGGAAACAAAAACAACUGUCUUUUCUGCACCUUUUCAUAGAACAAUCCCUCAACAUCAAUAUCACUCAACACAAGGGGGCAGUAUUGUUCUCGGAGAGAUCAUCCAGCACUCAAAUUGAAGAUGAAAGUUCAUAUUUUAAAACUAUUUUUACACCCAAAUACUGAUGCCUUGAUAUGACAAUAAGAACCCACAUGUGACCAAAAAGAAAAAAAAAAUCAUUUCAUGUUCGCAGCCUCUCUUCCUUAAAACUUCUGAAAGAGAUGACAGGAUGAGUGUUGAAGUGAAGUUGUCAAACAGUCGUCAGCCUGAGCAGAGAUGAUGGGAGAGGA
Synchiropus splendidus (mandarinfish) is the source of this 1882-nucleotide messenger RNA. It is a transcript of the gene mfsd8l2, whose product is annotated as major facilitator superfamily domain containing 8-like 2. Bases 1 to 1419 code for a protein of 472 amino acids. The transcript has 11 exons. Lineage: Eukaryota; Metazoa; Chordata; Actinopteri; Syngnathiformes; Callionymidae. Gene Ontology annotation, molecular function: transmembrane transporter activity. Gene Ontology annotation, biological process: transmembrane transport. The record is from RefSeq and is a predicted model, not a curated record.